GGGUUUGCUCUGGGCAUUUGCUUUGCCCAGUAGUUGAAAAGUGAACUCGACUCGUGAUGGUUCUCCUGUCACUUUGGUUGAUAGCAGCCGCUCUGGUAGAGGUUAGGACUUCAGCUGAUGGACAAGCUGGUAAUGAAGAAAUGGUGCAAAUAGAUUUACCAGUAAAGAGACAGAGAGAGUAUGAGCUGGUGACUCCAGUCAGCACAAAUUUUGAAGGACACUAUCUCUCCCAUAUUCUUUCUGCCAAUCAUAAAAAGAGGUCAACGAGGGACGUGUCUUCCAACUCUGAGCAAUUGUUCUUUAACAUCACAGCAUUUGGAAGAGAUUUUCAUCUGCGACUAAAGCCCAACACUCAGCUAGUAGCUCCUGGCGCUGUUGUGGAAUGGCAUGAGGCAUCUCUGGUGCCUGGGAAUAUAACUGACCCCAUUAAUGAUCAUCAACCAGGAAGUGCUUCAGAAAGAAUCUGGAAAACAGAGCCUUUGCAGACUAACUGUGCUUAUGUUGGUGACAUCAUGGACAUUCCGGGAACCUCUGUUGCCAUUAGCAACUGUGAUGGUCUGGCUGGAAUGAUAAAAGGUGAUAAUGAUGAGUAUUUCAUUGAACCCUUGGAAAGAGGUAAGCAGAUGGAGGAAGAAAAGGGAAGGAUUCAUGUUGUCUACAAGAGAUCAGCAGUAGAACGGGCUCCCAUAGAUAUGUCCCAAGAUUUCCACUACAGAGAAUCGGAUCUGGAAGGCCUUGAUGAUCUAGGUACUGUUUACAGCAGCAUUGACCAGCAGCUGAAUGAAGCCAUGAGACGACGCAGACACGCGGGAGAAAACGAUUACAACAUCGAGGUGCUGCUGGGAGUGGAUGACUCUGUGGUCCGUUUCCAUGGCAAAGAGCACGUCCAAAACUACCUCCUCACCCUGAUGAACAUUGUGAAUGAAAUUUACCAUGAUGAGUCCCUGGGAGUGCAUAUAAAUGUGGUCCUGGUGCGCAUGAUAAUGCUGGGCUAUGCAAAGUCCAUCAGCCUCAUAGAAAGGGGAAACCCAUCCAGGAGCUUGGAGAACGUGUGUCGCUGGGCUUGCCAACAACAAAAAUCUGAUCCCAACCAUUCUGAACACCACGAUCAUGCAAUUUUCUUAACCAGGCAAGACUUUGGACCUGCUGGAAUGCAAGGAUAUGCUCCAGUCACAGGCAUGUGUCAUCCAGUGAGAAGUUGUACCCUGAAUCAUGAGGAUGGUUUUUCAUCUGCUUUUGUAGUAGCCCAUGAAACUGGCCAUGUGCUGGGAAUGGAGCAUGAUGGACAAGGCAACAGGUGCGGUGAUGAGACUGCCAUGGGAAGUGUCAUGGCUCCUUUGGUGCAAGCAGCGUUUCAUCGUUACCACUGGUCCCGCUGCAGCGGCCAAGAACUGAAAAGAUACAUUCAUUCCUAUGACUGUCUCCUUGAUGACCCUUUUGAACAUGACUGGCCCAAACUCCCAGAACUUCCUGGAAUCAAUUAUUCUAUGGAUGAGCAAUGUCGUUUUGACUUUGGGGUUGGUUAUAAAAUGUGCACUGCGUUCCGAACCUUUGACCCGUGUAAACAGCUUUGGUGUAGCCAUCCUGAUAAUCCCUACUUUUGUAAGACUAAAAAAGGACCCCCACUUGAUGGGACCGAAUGUGCUGCUGGAAAAUGGUGCUAUAAAGGUCAUUGCAUGUGGAAGAAUGCUAAUCAGCAGAAACAAGAUGGCAACUGGGGAUCAUGGACCAAAUUUGGCUCCUGUUCCCGGACCUGUGGAACUGGUGUUCGCUUUAGAACACGCCAGUGCAAUAAUCCAAUGCCCAUCAAUGGUGGUCAGGAUUGUCCUGGUGUUAAUUUUGAGUACCAGCUUUGUAAUACAGAAGAAUGCCAAAAACACUUUGAGGACUUCAGAGCCCAGCAAUGCCAGCAGCGUAACUCCCACUUUGAAUACCAGAAUACCAAACACCACUGGUUGCCAUAUGAACAUCCCGACUCCAAGAAAAGAUGCCACCUUUACUGUCAAUCCAAAGAGGCUGGAGAUGUUGCUUAUAUGAAACAGCUGGUGCACGACGGAACGCUCUGCUCUUACAAAGACCCAUACAGCAUAUGUGUGCGCGGAGAGUGUGUGAAAGUGGGCUGUGAUAAAGAAAUCGGUUCUAACAAGGUUGAGGAUAAGUGUGGGGUCUGUGGAGGAGAUAAUUCCCAUUGUCGAACCGUAAAGGGGACGUUUACCAGAACACCCAGGAAGCUUGGGUACCUUAAGAUGUUUGAUAUACCCCCUGGUGCUAGACAUGUGUUAAUCCAAGAAGACGAGGCUUCUCCUCAUAUUCUUGCAAUUAAGAAUCAGGCUACAGGCCACUAUAUUUUAAAUGGCAAAGGGGAGGAAGCCAAGUCGAAGACCUUCAUAGAUCUUGGCGUGGAAUGGGAUUAUAACAUUGAAGAUGACAUUGAAACUCUUCACACCGAUGGACCUUUACAUGAUCCUGUUAUUGUCUUGAUUAUACCUCAAGAGAAUGAUACGCGCUCUAGCCUGACAUAUAAGUACAUCAUCCAUGAGGACUCUGCACCUACAAUCAACAACAACAAUGUCAUCCAGGAAGAAUUAGAUACUUUUGAGUGGGCAUUGAAGAGCUGGUCUCAGUGUUCCAAACCCUGUGGUGGAGGUUUCCAGUACACUAAAUAUGGAUGCCGUAGGAAAAGUGAUAAUAAAAUGGUUCACCGUAGCUUCUGUGAGGCCAACAAAAAGCCAAAACCUAUUAGAAGAAUGUGCAAUAUUCAAGAGUGUACACAUCCACUCUGGGCGGCAGAAGAAUGGGAGCACUGCACCAAAACCUGCGGCAGUUCCGGCUAUCAGCUCCGCGCCGUGCGCUGCCUCCAGCCGUCCCACAAUGGCACCAACCGCUCGGUGCACAGCAAGUACUGCGUGGGUGGCCGUCCGGAGAGCCGCCGGCCUUGUAACAGAGUGCCCUGCCCGGCCCAGUGGAAAACGGGGCCCUGGAACGAGUGUUCAGUAACCUGCGGCGAAGGGACAGAGGUGAGGCAGGUCCUCUGCAGGGCGGGUGACCACUGCGACGGUGAAAAGCCUGAGUCUGUCCGAGCCUGUCAGCUGCCUCCCUGUAAUGAUGAGCCAUGUUUGGGAGAUAAAUCCAUAUUCUGUCAAAUGGAGGUGCUGGCGCGAUACUGCUCCAUACCAGGUUAUAACAAGUUAUGUUGUGAGUCAUGUAGCAAGCGCAGCAGCACCCUGCCACCGCCGUACCUUCCAGAAGCUGCUGAAACUCACGAUGAUGCUAUCUUUAACUCCAGUGACCUCCCCGAAUCGCUAAUGAUGCCUACAUCUUUGGUUCCUUACUAUUCAGAGACUCCUGCUGAGAAGAAGAAAUCUUUGAGCAAGAUCUCUUCUGUAGGAGGUCCAAAUGCACAUGCUGCUUUCAGGCCAAACAGUAAAUCCAGUGGUGCUAACCUACCCCAGAGGAGAGCUCAGCCAGCAGAAAAUAAGACUCUGAGACUGGCCUCCCCACCCACCAAGAGUGGCCACCUCAGUUCAUCUCCACAAAUGGCUGCUGCCCCCUUCCUUGCAGCCAGUGAUUCCACAGGUGCUUCUUCUCAGGCAAGAACCUCAAAGAAAGAUGAAAAGAUUAUUGACAAGAGACGUCCGCUAAGGUCAUCCACAUUGGAAAGAUGAGAAAGUGAAGCCAAAAGGCUAGACAUCAAUGGAAAAUCUGGACAAGCUCCCUCUCCCCGUGGUGCAUACAGCUUGUUUAAAGUGGAAAUCUCCAUAAAUCAUCAACUCAUUUUAUCUGUACGUGGAAGAACAAAAAAGUGCUGGUUCACUUUCUAGUUGCUUUCAUCCUCCUUUUGUUCUGCAUUGACUCAUUUACCAGAAUUCAUUGGAAGAAAGCACCAAAGAUUAUUAACCGAAGGAAAGUAAGUUGCUAAGUGUGUUGGUCAUUUUCUAAAGCAGAAAAGGGACUGGAAUCAAUUGUGCAUACCAGCUGAUUUUCUGGUUGUUGUUUUAAAAAAGUUACAGUAAAAAUAAAAAAGA
Balaenoptera ricei (Rice's whale) is the source of this 4025-nucleotide messenger RNA. It is a transcript of the gene ADAMTS3, whose product is annotated as ADAM metallopeptidase with thrombospondin type 1 motif 3. The record is from RefSeq and is a predicted model, not a curated record. The transcript is spliced from 22 exons. Gene Ontology annotation, biological process: extracellular matrix organization; proteolysis. Gene Ontology annotation, cellular component: extracellular matrix. Gene Ontology annotation, molecular function: metalloendopeptidase activity. NCBI's taxonomy places the organism in Eukaryota, Metazoa, Chordata, Mammalia, Artiodactyla, Balaenopteridae. Bases 57 to 3665 code for a protein of 1202 amino acids.